AUGCGCAGUACAGCUUCACAUGGUGGUAUCGCGAGCCUGCGCCCUGCCGUCCUCGGCAUGGCGCGGGUCAUCGGUCUGGGCCUCUCGUCCGUGGCCGCCGCGCCUUUGCAGAAGUCGCCGCAUCAUGGUGAAGACGAGGCUGCCGGUACGCCUCUCUGGGUGCUCUGCGUCGCCUCCAUGGCCCUCGUCCUUCUCGGCGGUGCCUUUGCUGGUCUAACAAUUGCUUUAAUGGGCCAAGACAGCAUCUAUCUCCAGGUGCUCUCUGGCGAUCCCGAAGAACCCCAACAUAAGAAUGCCAAGCGCGUCCUCGCUCUCCUCCACAAGGGCAAGCAUUGGGUCCUCGUCACCCUGCUCCUCGCCAACGUCAUUGUCAACGAAUCCCUCCCCGUUGUCCUCGAUCGUACGCUCGGUGGUGGUGUUGCCGCCGUCGUCGGUAGCACUGUGCUCAUUGUCAUCUUUGGCGAAAUCGUUCCUCAAUCUAUCUGCGUCCGCUACGGCCUGCCCAUCGGCGGCUACAUGUCGAAACCCGUCAUCGCCCUCAUGUACUUUCUCAGCCCCGUCGCCUGGCCCACGGCCAAGCUGCUCGACUGGAUCCUCGGCGAGCACCACGGCACCGUCUACAAGAAGAGCGGCCUCAAGACCCUCGUCACCCUGCACAAGUCACUCGGCGACCUCUCGGAGCGCCUCAACCAGGACGAGGUCACCAUCAUCACUGCCGUCCUCGACCUCAAGGACAAGCCCGUCUCCGAGGUCAUGACCCCCAUGGAGGACGUCUACACCCUCUCCGAGGACCACAUUCUCGACGAAAAGACCAUGGACAAUAUUCUCUCUUCUGGCUACUCGCGUAUUCCCAUUUACCGCUCUGGUCAGCCCACCGACUUUGUCGGCAUGCUCCUCGUCAAGACCCUUAUCACCUACGACCCCGAGGACAAAAUUCCCGUCCGCGAAGUGCCUCUCGGUGCCAUUGUCGAGACUCGCCCCGAAACAAGCUGUCUCGACAUUAUCAACUUUUUCCAAGAGGGCAAAUCGCAUCUUGUCCUGGUCUCUGAGAACCCUGGCUCUGAUCACGGCGCCAUCGGUGUCGUCACGCUUGAGGAUGUCAUUGAAGAGCUGAUUGGAGAGGAAAUUGUCGACGAAUCCGAUGUCUACAUUGACGUUCACAAGGCCAUCCGACGCCUGACACCCGCUCCUCGCGCUCGCUGUGGGCACGUCGACGUCGCCGCCGCCGCCGGUCACGCCGGCACCGCCAUCGCCGCGAAGAAGACCUCAGACGACACGACUCUAAUAGGAUCCGAAGAAAUCGGUGACGGGUCCACGCUCAAGGUUGGCUCUCUCGGCGCCCUUAGCGACGGCGGGGACGGCCGCUACAGCCCCAAGGUUGCGGUGCUCAUGAAGCGACGCGGUUCUGUCGGCCCCGACGGCCGCCUCGAAGCACCCAUUGCCGUCAAGACGUCGCUCAAGGAGAUGAAAUCGUCGCAGCUGCGCCUCGGUCCGGCCAACCGCGCCGCCCACCCGCGCAGCAACACCCGCAACGUCUUCAAGAUCAAGCAGGGCCUCACCCCACAGCGCAUCACCACCCUCAAGGCCGACGCCGCCGUUCCCGCCGCCAUCAAUGGCAAUACUUCCCCCUCGUCGUACAGCAUUGUCUCGGCGCUGCACGCGGACCUUGACCACCACUUUGAGGCGUUGCCUGUGGCCGCCGCACACGAUGAGGAGGAGCAGGAGCAGCAGGACGAGGAGCAGCAGCAGCAGCAGCAGCAGCAGCCCGACGAUGAGACGACGCCUCUAUUGAACUCGGAUGUCAAUGGCGCGGAAACGAUAAAGCCGUACGGAGCCAGUGGCAACUCAAAAAGUAAAAAGAGCAAAAAGGGCAAGAAGAAGUAA
Messenger RNA from Cordyceps militaris CM01, 1884 nucleotides. Its product is annotated as DUF21 and CBS domain protein (Mam3), putative. Gene Ontology annotation, biological process: magnesium ion homeostasis. The transcript has 4 exons. The coding region runs from base 1 to 1884 and encodes 627 amino acids. Lineage: Eukaryota; Fungi; Ascomycota; Sordariomycetes; Hypocreales; Cordycipitaceae. The record is from RefSeq and is a predicted model, not a curated record. Gene Ontology annotation, cellular component: intracellular membrane-bounded organelle.